Messenger RNA from Insectozyma verbasci, 531 nucleotides. The record is from the annotation of a GenBank genome assembly. Lineage: Eukaryota; Fungi; Ascomycota; Pichiomycetes; Serinales; Debaryomycetaceae.
AUGAAAUUCACAUCAAUUACUUUAGCCGCAUUUACAGUUUCAUCAGUUGUAGCAUCAGGUGGUAGAAAGGAUCAUGGUACUCCAACUACAACUACAGUUUUAGCUCCAACUGAAGCUUCAACUCAUAGAUUUGGUCAUUUUGAUCAUACUUCAAGAACUAAAGCUUCUUCUCCAACUGGUGAUAUGUCAACUCAUGUAUAUGGUAGAUUUGAUAAGACAAAAAGACCAUCAACUGUCACUUCAUUUGUUCCACAAUCAGUUAUUGAUCAUUCAAAAUCAAUUUCAAGAGUUUCAGCAAGAUCUUCAUCAUUUUAUCACGGUGACGUUGUUUAUGUUGGUAAAGCUGUUAAUGAUACUGGUGCUGGUGCUGUUAAUGGUACCGGUGCUGGUGCCUCAAAUGGUACUGCCGGUGGUGCAGGUUCAAAUUCAACUGGUGGAGUUGGUUCAUCUGCUAACAUUGCUAAUGGUAAUGCUGCUGGUUACGGUUUAGGUUUAGGUGCUGCUUUAGUUGGUGCUGCUUUAUUAAUCUAA